AUGGAGGAAGGGGGAAUGGAGCGAGUGGAGACGGCCUCGGAGAAGGGACAGGGCCGCAGGGCAGUUGGUGGGGCAGAAUGCUUCUCUUGUCCCCAGUUAUUGAAGAACUAUCACAAGUGGAGAGCUGAGUGCCCAGAAUUAAGUGCAAAUUUACAGCCUUCCUCUAUUCUCAAUCUCCUGCAUGCUGGUUACCAUGGAGUCCUGAGAUCAAGGGACCCAGGUGGCAGCAAAGUUCUUAUUUAUAGAAUUGGACAAUGGGAUCCAAAGAUGUUUACAGCAUAUGAUGUGUUUCGUGUAAGUCUUAUCACAUCAGAGCUUAUUGUAAAAGAGAGAGACACACAACGGAAUGGAGUCAAGGCUAUUUUUGAUCUUCAAGGGUGGCGAUUUGCUCAUGCAUUUCAAAUCAGUCCAACAGUGGCCAAGAGGAUUGCUGCCGUGCUCACAGAUUCCUUUCCACUAAAAGUUCGUGGCAUCCACUUGAUUAAUGAGCCUUUAUUCUUCCACCCGGUCUUCGCUCUAAUUAAGCCCUUUCUCACUGACAAAAUAAAGGAACGGGUGUAUAUGCAUGGGAGUAAUUACAUACAGAGUCUGACGCAACACUUCCCAGCCAGCAUUCUCCCACAGGAAUAUGGUGGGGAGGAUGUCUCCAUUGAAGACCUUUCCCAAGAGUGGACUAACUUCAUAAUGGAAUCUGCAGAUUACCUUCAGAGUAUUUCUCUGGUUUUCCAGUGAAGCAACCACAUUAAAAAGUAACAUCUCAGUAUUGAGGCAAUUCAUUAAAACAGAGAGCUGCGGUUAAUUCCUGGUAUUAUGACUGCAAGCAGAAUGAACUUCAAUCUGAAAUUUUUCAUUUAGUUUUGACAUUACUUUAAAUGGACCAGUGUAAAACUUCUGGUAGAUCAUUGUUGAGGGAAGAAAUGCCCCAUUUGCUGCAUUUUUUAUAUUUGCUUGAAGAGGAGAUCAAGUAGUAGUUGCAUCUCAGAACUAAAGGAGAGAUUCAUGAGUUUGAUAUUUAGGGGGAUAAUAUGCAAUACUGUUUGUAACAGAUUAUAUAUGUGCCCAAAGGCUGGAUAGUACUGCAUGUAUGAUACUGCAGAGAACAAUAUUCCACUAGAUAUGUUCUCAUGGAGCUCCAAUCUGUGAGGACUCAAUACAAACUAUAUGCUCAGCUCUUGCAUUGUAGCUGCUCAAGUUGAUGUGCUGACAUAAAGAGCCAAAUGAUUUCGAGAGCUGCAGGGCAAGUCUGAUGUGGAGUUACAGUCGUUUGGCUUGGAAGCAUGUUUGUACAAAGUAGUGAUUUUCUUAGGCUUAAUGUUAGCAGGGAAUGGGGCUGGUCUUUGGAUUGAUUCUCAGGGAAAUGGAUUUCCAGUCAAUUCGCGAAGCUGAGCUUGCACUUUGGAUGAAAACUGGUCAGCAAUGGUGGAACAUUGCUGUGCCAGAUGCUGCUAUGAGCAGCACAUAUCCAUGCGGGCAUUUAAGAUCCUAAGCUGCUAACAUUGUAAAGGGACAUUCAACUUGGAAACUAUUAACAGAUAAUGUGAAUCACAAAGAGGAGAGGGGUAAAUGGAUUAACUUAACUUUGAAAAAUUAUUUUUCUUCCCCUGGCAACAGAUGUUCUGUUUGGAUAAAUUACAAGGCAGCUCCUGUGAGGUGCCAAACACCCUUAUCUCCUACUGAAGUCCUGUAGAAGUAAAGGGUGCUUAGCAACGCCCAGGGCUGGGCUCUUUGUUUGAGGGGAAGAAAGUAGGUCUUGCUUCAUGGACUUGACCACAGAAAUAAACUUGUCAUGUGGUUUCAGUAUUCUCACUGAAUACUGCUGCUGUGAGAUGCCAAGCACCUUCCUUUUUAUUCCAAGAGGUGCUAAAGGUAUUUAACAUCUCCUUUGCCUGGGCAUUUUGCUAGGCACUGGCAGAAAUUUUUUGACUUAAAAAUAUUUGAUGUUGACCCCGAUUCCUCUUUAGCCAUUACAGGCAAUUGAAAACUUUCCUGAUGUCUUUACUAAAAGGAGUUCUUAAAGGGACACAACCAGAUACAAAUUAUAUCUUUUAACAAAAUGAUAUAUUGUUCUUACCUGUGUUAUACAGCAAUAACAUAAAUUAUUUAAACUGAAAGGAUUUAAACAAUGAAUGUACUUUGAUUUUGUUUGUUUUUUAGCAGACUAACUUCCUAGCUCUUAUUUCUUAUGGUUUUUGACAAGGCAGGAAUUGUUUGACAUUAAACAUUGUAUUAAACAGCUCUUAAUAAUUCCUGAUGGACCCUAAUGUUAAAGCAUUUAUAAGAACAAUGUCUUUUGU
Molecule: messenger RNA, 2294 nt
Organism: Terrapene triunguis (Three-toed box turtle)
Lineage: Eukaryota; Metazoa; Chordata; Testudines; Emydidae
Gene: TTPA
Product: alpha tocopherol transfer protein
Exons: 5
Coding region: 1-732 (243 amino acids)
Cellular component (GO): membrane
Molecular function (GO): phosphatidylinositol bisphosphate binding
Source: RefSeq, a predicted model, not a curated record